Molecule: messenger RNA, 2412 nt
Organism: Closterium sp. Naga37s-1
Lineage: Eukaryota; Viridiplantae; Streptophyta; Zygnematophyceae; Desmidiales; Closteriaceae
Source: the annotation of a GenBank genome assembly
AUGGACAGUAUUUUUUUAUCGAACAGCAACGGCAGCGUGGAAGGGCGGGCGAAGAGGCAGAGUCCUUCGAGCGAGCUAGCGGCGGCAGAGCACGUAACGGACGGGCUGACAGUCGCGCGGCUGUCGGGCGCUCUCGAUCACUCCGACUCCCCUGACACGGAGGAGCGGCGCGUGCUGCCGCCAACCGACCCGAUGGUGACGUCACUGCUGACGGAUAUGUACCAGCUGACCAUGGCGUAUGCUUACUGGAAGGCGAAGAAGCACAACGACCACGCCGUGUUCGACCUGCUGUUCCGCAAGAACCCGUUCGGCGGCGAGUACACGCUGUUCGCGGGGCUCGAGGAGUGCGUGCGAUUCGUCGCCAACUUCCGAUUCUCACAGGCUGACGUCGCCUACCUGCGCACCAUCAUGCCGCCCUCGUGCGAGGACGCGUUCUUUGACUAUCUGUUGACGCUCGACUGCUCCACCAUCCGCAUCAUGGCCCUGCCAGAGGGAUACGUCGCCUUCCCUCGUGUGCCGCUCAUGCGCGUCGAAGGCCCUCUCCUCGUGGCGCAGCUGCUGGAGACGACGCUGCUGGUGCUCGUGAACUACGCCUCGCUCGUCGCCACCAACGCCGCCCGCCACCGACAAGUGGCCGGGCCCAACAAGAUGCUAUUUGAAUUCGGCCUCCGACGCGCCCAGGGUCCCGAUGGUGCGGUGUCGGCAUCGCGCUAUUGCUUCAUGGGUGGCUUCGAUGCCACCAGCAAUGUAGAGGCGGGGCGCAUCUUCAACAUCCCUGUCAAGGGCACACACUCGCAUGCCUUUGUCUCCUCCUUCCUCGCGUUGGAUGAGAUCAAGGAGCGGGCGCUGCCAUCAGCAGAUGGCUCCCACGUGUGCCCUGACUUCGUGGCCCUCGUGCUCUCCUUCCUGCACCGCAUGCAGGAGAGUGAGAAGCUGAGGGACCUGUUUGCAGAGACCAAUCAGAGCGAGCUGGCGGCGUUUACCUCAUAUGCGCUCGCCUUCCCCACGCACUUCCAGGCGCUCGUCGACACCUACGAUGUGCUGCGGAGUGGAGUGCCCAACUACUGUGCGGUUGCCCUCGCACUGCACCAGCUGGGGUACCGUGCGGUGGGCAUUCGUUUGGACUCGGGCGACCUGGCAUACCUGUCGCAGCAGGCACGCCACUUUCUGCACCACUGCGAGGCCUUUUUCCAUGCGCACGGGCUCAGCAGCGCCGUCAUCACAGCCAGCAGCGACAUCAACGAGGCCACCCUGGAGGCCCUCAACAAGCAGGGCCAUGAGAUAGACGCAUUUGGCAUCGGCACGCACCUGGUGACAUGUGCGAAGCAGCCAGCCCUGGGGUGCGUGUACAAGCUGGUGGAGAUCAACAGCCAGCCGCGCAUCAAGCUCAGCCAGGACUUUGACAAGGUGACGAUUCCGGGCAAGAAGGCGUGCUAUCGGCUGUACGGCAGGGAGGGCUACCCUCUGGUGGACCUGCUCAUGAUGCCAUCGGACCCGCGCCCUCAGGUGGGCGAGCGCAUCCUGUGCCGGCACCCCUUCAGCCAGUCCAAGCGGGCCUACGUGGUGCCGCACCGAGUCGAGCCACUCUACCGCUGCUUCUGGCGGGGAAAGCAAUUCUCAUUACCGGAUGGGCAGGUGGAGGAGGAGAGUGUGGGGGUGGAGCGGCUGCCAGCGCUGGUGGAGGUGAGGGAGCGGUGCCGGCAGCAGAUCACAGGGCUGCGCCCCGACCAUAUACGCGGGCUCAACCCCACGCCCUACAAGAUAAGUGUGACGGACAGGCUGUACAAUUUCAUUCAGGAUCUAUGGAUGACAGAAGCUCCUGUUGGCCAGCUUGCCCCUGCUCGUGGCCGCACAAGCAACAAGAAGCGCAAGGACGACGGAGACCCUGGAUCCAGCAAGGGUGCAACAAAGAAAAAGGCGAAGAAGGCGCCGAAUCCUGACGACAUCAUCGUCAACGAGGCGUUGGGCAGCGACGAUGACAAGCUGGACGGAACGGAGAACCACCUGGUGAUGUCUCACCUGCGCGCCAGGAGCACCACCGAUGUCUCCGAGGACAUGUCCCUCGGGGGGACCACAGGCGACAACACGCGCCUGCUUCGGAAGGCUCCAGAGGAGGAGGAGGAGGAGGAGGAGGAGGAGGAGGAGGAGGAGGAGGAGGAGGAGGAGGAGGAGGAGGAGGAGGAGGAGAAGGAGGAGGAGGAGGCGAUGCAGGCGGAGGGCGUGCGGGAGGUGGCCGUGGCAACUGGCCUGGAGGUGCUGUACCAGGAGACCCCCAACUACCGCGGAGCGGCGGCCGAGGCUGACCGCAUGAUCGAGCCAAGGGAGACGGCUAGGCAUGCCUGGCGAGUGCCAGACCUGGGCGUAGAGCCUGUUGCUAGUGCUGCAGAGGAGGCGGUUACUGAGGGGGGUUAG